AUGCCAGUUAUACCGAUACAUGAUGAAGAAGACGAUGACGAUUGGGCCUUUGAUGACGAAGAAGAGGAUCCUGAAUUGCAACAGAUUCUCCAAAACGGCGUGUCACUGAAGCGGCAAAGAACCCUUGAUGGCAACAUUGUCCCUACAAUCACAUCAGUACAACAACUACCUAAACCAAUACCAGUGAAUAUCCCCAGUCACCAUCCCAUAGAUUAUGAAAACUUAAAAACAUACAUCUACCCUACCAAUUUUCAAAUCCGUGACUAUCAAUAUAAUAUAGUCCAACGUGCAUUCUAUGAUAAUUUACUCGUGGCAUUACCUACCGGUUUAGGUAAAACCUUUAUUGCAUCUACAGUAAUGUUGAAUUUCCUACGAUGGUUUCCUCAGUCCAAAAUUAUAUUUAUGGCUCCAACGCGUCCAUUGGUAGCCCAACAAAUCAAAGCCUGUUGUUCAAUUACAGGUAUACCUAGUUCAAAAGUGGCAAUCUUGUUGGAUAAAACGAGAAAGAAUAGGGAGGAAAUAUGGGACACGCGUCAGGUGUUCUUUACUACGCCUCAGGUAGUGGAAAACGAUUUGGCUCGAGGUAUACUAAAUCCGAAAUCUGUUGUGCUUUUGGUUAUUGAUGAAGCCCAUAGAGCACGAGGAAACUACUCGUACAAUAACGUGGUCAAAUUCUUAUCCCGUUUCAAUAAUUCAUUCAGGAUCUUGGCAUUGACUGCCACUCCAGCAGGUGAUGUCGAAGGUGUCCAGGACAUUAUUGACAAUUUAAAGAUUUCAAAAGUUGAAGUUAGAACAGAACAUGCAAUAGAUAUUACCAAAUACAUGAAACGGAAACAAAUCGUGAAAAGGACAGUCAAUGCGUCUUCGGAAAUUCAAGAAUUGAUUGGGUUACUUGCUACAGCUAUUUCUCCAGUAUUGAAGUCAGCUAAUGAACGGGGGGUUUUUGAUAUUACUGAUCCUACUCGGAUAAAUCAUUUCCAGUGUAUGGAAGCGUCAAGAAAAGUCACUAUGAAUAGAACCAUGCCCAGUGGGCUAAAAUGGUCAAAUUUUUACAUGCUCCAACUAUUAGGAGUAGUAGGGCAAUGUUAUAGAAGACUUAACAUCUAUGGUGUUCGUUCAUUCUACACUUACUUCAAUGAAAAGUAUAAUGAAUUUAAAGGUAAAAAGUCAAAGAGUCAAAUCAAUUCUGAUUUCUACUUCAGUGAUGAAAUCAAGCAAGUUUUAAAACGGCUGGAUGAGGUACUAAAAGGGAAAGGAUACAGUCACCCUAAGAUUGAAACAUUGAUGGACGAAUUAACUGAUUUCUUUGCCGAUGGCGUAUCUUCUGAUUCAAGGGUUAUCAUAUUUACCGAAUAUCGUGAAUCAGCGUUGGAAAUCGUUCAAUGUAUCGAAAGGACGGAAACUAAUCUUAAACCGCAUAUUUUCAUCGGUCAAUCUAAGGAAAAGGAAAGAUUCGAUGAAACAAAGUCAAAGACAAAAGGUAAAUCAAAGAAGCGAGCUCAUGAUGGCGAUGAUGAUGUUCGCGAUUCUACUAGGACAAGUUCAGAAGAUGCACAGAUAAAAGGGAUGAACCAAAAGUUACAAAAAGAAAUCAUUAAGAAAUUCAAAGCGGGUGCCUACAAUAUCUUAGUUGCUACAUCUAUUGGUGAAGAAGGGUUGGAUAUUGGUGAAGUUGAUUUGAUUAUAUGUUACGAUUCAACUUCGUCACCCAUCAAGAACAUUCAAAGAAUGGGUAGAACUGGUCGUAAACGUGAUGGUAAGGUCGUCCUCCUCUUUUCUAGUAAUGAAGAAUUAAAAUUUGAUAAAGCCAUGGCAGGGUAUGAAUAUAUCCAACAACAUAUACAAAAAGGUGAUUUAAUUACAUUAUGUUCCCGAAAUAGAAUCAUUCCCGACAUAUAUACGCCCAAGGUUGUUGAACAGUUUAUUGAGAUUCCCGAUGAAAAUAUUGAAUUAAAGAGUGAAGACGAUGAAGAUGAAAUUAUUCGUAUUGCCACUCAGUAUAUGUUGGGUGGAAGUCAAAAGAAGAAGAAACUGACCAAGAAACCACUAGCUUCUAAGAAAAAGUUCUUUAUGCCCGAUAAUGUUGAGACUGGAUUUCAAAGUGUUACUAAUAUGAUCAAAAAAAGUGGUGAUGAAGUAGAAAAGAAACGAGAGCGUGACAUUUUAGAUUCUUUUCUCGAUUCCUCUGAUGAUGAUGACUUGCCGAUUAUUGCAAAUCCAUCGUUAGUUCGUUCUAGUACUAGUUCAAGGAAGCUAAAAGUUGUUGACUCCGAUAGCAAUGAUGAUAUCCCAAUUUCCUCAACAUCUCGUCAACAUUCAAACCCGCAAGCUUCGGAUUCACCGAAUAAAAGGCAAGUUAUUGAUUUAAAAAGUGAUGAGGAUAUACCAAUAGCUUCAAAAGCUGUCAGUAAACUGGAUUCAAGUAAAAAGAAACAAGUUUCCUCGGAUAGUGAUAACGAGCUAUCAAUUCACAAAGAUUUAAACACACCGGCCUCAUCAUUAGUUUCAGAAUUUCCUGUCUCGUCCAAACUGGAGCUGGGUUCGAUUCCUAUUGAUCUCGAUGAUGAUUUCUCAUUUAGUCUGGAUGAUGAAUCAGAAGUAUCUGAAUCUACCAGAGAACCAACGCCAUUGGUUCCACUGUCUCCAAAACCAAAGCCUAAAUCUUUAGGUGUCAAGCGAGCAGUGGUGGUUCCUAAUGACCACACAGCUUCCCCGCCACCUGUUACUAGUAUACCGGUUGAAAAAGCGAAAAUGUUAACUAAAAUUUCAGAACUGAAUUUCAAUAUUCCCCUGAGUUUCAAUCCUCAUUCUGAAAUUGGAAGGCCAAAGAAAACAUUAGGUUUGAAGAGAACAAGAGUAAAUAUCCUUGAUCAGUUAAAGAAUCGGCAAUCCCAGCUUGCUGCUACCCAUGAGGACAUUAACAGGGAUCAUAGCGGUACUCGAUCGGCUCCUAUAGUAUUGGACGAUAUUGAUUUGCCUAAUUACACACCAGAUAGUCAAGUAUGUGUGAAGCAUGAAUUAGAACAAGAUCAAACAAAUGAUUAUUCAAUCGAUGUGGAGCUGGAACCAGACAAACUGACAAUUUCAGUUCAUGAUUCUGGGCACGAUACUGUGGUAAUCAACCAAAGUAGAGUUAAUAAACACUAUGAUAUAGAACAGAAAAGUCAUAAUAGUUCAAUCUACGAAUUUAGUCUGGAUAGUGAAGGAUUACUAACUGAAGACCAACGAAUGCAAUUAUAUACCAAUUACUAUGUUCCAGUUGACCCUAGCCAAACUGUUCAAUUUUAUGAUCCGUUUGAUGGUUUAAAAGGUAAGAAGAAAAACCACGGGAAAAUUCCACAUAGUUUGAAUACAGAAAAGUUAAUUGAUUAUUUGAAUCGUGGUAUAUUGGAGAAACCUGGAGAAGAUGGUACUGAUGAUUCGUCUUUUGAUUUGUCGUCUAUAGUUUAUGAUUAA
Spathaspora passalidarum NRRL Y-27907 is the source of this 3456-nucleotide messenger RNA. RefSeq names its product 3'-5' DNA helicase (gene MPH1). Gene Ontology annotation, molecular function: 3'-5' DNA helicase activity; ATP binding; four-way junction helicase activity. Lineage: Eukaryota; Fungi; Ascomycota; Pichiomycetes; Serinales; Debaryomycetaceae. The coding region runs from base 1 to 3456 and encodes 1151 amino acids. Gene Ontology annotation, biological process: replication fork reversal; double-strand break repair via synthesis-dependent strand annealing; interstrand cross-link repair. The transcript has a single exon. The record is from RefSeq and is a predicted model, not a curated record.